AUGUGGCCGGCUACUGUUUCUUCUACCCCUAACCCUUCCUUCUUCCUAUUCCUUCCCUCUAACAACAAACCCUCUCUUUUUCAUCCCACUCCACGCCGCCUCCACCUCUCCCGCUCUUCUCCCGAUUUCAACGGUUGGGCCCUCCUCGAGACACCCGCUCGCCCCGCAUCUUCCAACAAAGAUUUAUCAUGUUCCGCCCUGGUAACUGUUGGAGCUUCCCUCGCUCUCAUGCUUGCCUGUUUCUCCUUAUCCAGAAAAGGUUUCAAUGUUCAAUUCACAAGCCUGUUGCAAGGAAUGUGGAGUACAGUUGCUAAUACUCGCCGUCGAUUAGACGAAGCUGUGGAGUUUUACGAAUCCAACGGGACCACCAUAGAAGCUGUUACGGAAACUGAAGCUACUGAAAAGCCAGGACGAGUUACAAUACCCGUUUCAGUGGAUUCCACCCAAGAAGAAGCAUUGUCAGUCUUAAAGAAGUUGAAGAUAAUUGAAGAUGAUGUGGAAGCUAAUGAAUUGUGUACCAGAAGAGAAUUUGCUCGAUGGCUUGUUAAAUUAAACUCGUCUCUGGAAAGAAAUCCAAAACACAGGAUUGCUCCAAUUGUAUCUCUGUCUGGCUCUAUAGUUACUGCAUUUGAUGAUAUCAAUGUUGAUGAUCCAGAUUUCCAAUCAAUUCAAGUCUUAGCAGAAGCCGGUAUGGUCCACAGCAAAUUAUCUUGGAAGAAUAGUUCUAAUGGUUGUGGAUCUGACUGUAAAGAAGAUAUAAAUUUUUUUCCUGAUAGAUUCAUUUCACGACAAGAUCUAAUGGAAUGGAGAACUCAGGUUGAGUAUGGAUUUUUCUCUGGGAUAAUUGACCAGAUAUCAAUUGAAAAAGCAGGUUAUAUGGAUGUGAAAGGGAUAACUUCUGCAGGAGUUUAUUUGGACAUGUUGGCAGGAGAUAGUAGUAUACUUAGAAAAGUUUUUGGACAGAGUAAGCGCUUUCAACCAAGCAAACCUUCAACAAAAGCACAAGCAGCUGUGGCUCUGACAAGUGGCAGAAUGAACGAAGCAAUAUCUGCAGAAAUGUCAAGAUUAGAAGCUGAGGGUUCUGCCUGGCAAGAUGUGGCAAAAGAGAUCAGAUCUGAGCUGCUUAGCCGAGGAGACAUACAGAAGUUUUGGGAUGCAAAGCUUAGUGAAGAGAAAAAUCACGGUUCUGAUAUAGAGAGGCUUUACCUUGAGGCAGUCAACAAUUUGGUGGAAGAGAAGUUCAAUCAAGAAAAGAUAAAUGCUGAUUUUUUAAAAGAACAGACAGCGAUGAAUUGUCAGAAGCAGAUGAUGCUUAGUUUGAAAAAAGAAGUUGAUGAGAUAUCAGAUAAGCUUGCCUCGGAGAGAGUCAUAUAUGUAGAUGAAAAGCAAACUGUACAAAAGUUACUCAGAGAUUUAGAGUUGAAGCAUGAAGAAAUUCUUGACACCAAAUCCACACUGGAAGCUGAGAAAGAAGCUCUUCAGAUGCUUAGAACUUGGGUGGAGGAUGAAGCUAGAAGAAGCCAAGCUCGUGCUGCUGUUCUUUCAGAGGUAGGACGUAGAUGGAAAUGGGAUGACCAAGCUUGA
Molecule: messenger RNA, 1584 nt
Organism: Lathyrus sativus (Indian pea)
Lineage: Eukaryota; Viridiplantae; Streptophyta; Magnoliopsida; Fabales; Fabaceae
Source: the annotation of a GenBank genome assembly